Endocarpon pusillum Z07020 is the source of this 447-nucleotide messenger RNA. RefSeq lists its product as uncharacterized. The record is from RefSeq and is a predicted model, not a curated record. The coding region runs from base 1 to 447 and encodes 148 amino acids. The transcript has a single exon. Lineage: Eukaryota; Fungi; Ascomycota; Eurotiomycetes; Verrucariales; Verrucariaceae.
AUGGCCCACACGGCCACCUCGGCCCCCGCCACAAUGCGCGGCUCAGCACAGUCUCUGGUGUACCGGGACGAGCCAGACUGCUCUCCACCGCCUUAUCCAUAUAGUGAUCGGCAAUUACCACCUUGUUUCCUCUAUCAUGUCGAUCAGCCAGCAGAUGACCCACCAGAGUAUAACUUCUACGAUGUGGAACGGGGAUCUCUAAUCGACAGAGCACUUGCCCAAUAUGCUCAAUCGAUCAGCCCAAGUCUUGCAAGUGCCAGAUACUCGAUUCUCGAGCAGGACGAAGAUGCGCCAGUACCGUCCCAGAGUCACUCCGAUCGUUUUCGCAGCUUUCUUUUUUAUUGCGUGGCUAUGCUCUGUGGUAUUGUUUUCGCAGCAUUCUGGAUUUGCGCUAUCGGAUAUGCGAUCGUGGUCUCGUUCGAAAGGGUCGCGCAAGGCCUGGUUUGA